GUCUACCGCUCUAGCCUUUUUCCUGUCGCCAUGGUGCUCGGAGUCGCAGCUGCUUCUCAGAAGAAGCCGGAAGUGGCUGUACUCGGCGGCGGCAUCCAUCCUUGGUCCCUCCAUGGCCCCGGGCAGGAGGGAGCCCGCCAGUCCCCGGGUCGAGAGCAGUGACAGCAGCGGCAGCACGACGAGGCGGAGGCGGCGAGGAGAGCGGUGACCGCCGCUGGUGCUACCCACCCACCCCAUCACCAUUUCUUCCUGCCUGGGCUCGGCUGCCGGCCAUGGGCUCCUUCUUCCGCAGCGAGGCGAUGUGCCUGGCCCAGCUCUUCCUGCAGGCGGGCUCGGCCUACGAGUGCCUCAGCGUUCUGGGCGAGCGCGGCCUGGCCCACUUCAGAGACCUCAAUCCAAGCACUAGUGUGUUCCAGAGGAAAUAUGUGGGUGAAGUGAAGAAGUGUGAAGAAAUGGAGAGGAUUCUAGGAUACUUGGUACAAGAAAUUAAGAAAGCAGACAUCUAUCUUCCAGAAGGAGAUACUACUGCUGUUGCCCCUCCAUUUAAGCAGAUGUUGGAGAUCCAGGAGCAAUUGCAGAAGCUGGAGAUGGAGUUGAGAGAAGUGACAAAAAACAAAGAAAAGCUGAGGAAAAACCUCCUGGAACUGACAGAAUAUACUUACAUGCUGCGGGUCACUCGAUCCUUUGUCAGAAGAACAGCUGAGUUUGAGUCCUGUUUACAGACGAACUAUGAAGAAUUCCCAUCUUCAGAAAAUGAGCCUUUAGCGGACUACAACUGCAUGCACCGGCUCGGGGCCAAACUGGGAUUUGUAUCUGGCUUAGUUGACAGAGCAAAAAUGGAAUCCUUUGAAAAAAUGCUGUGGCAUGUCUGCAAGGGAUAUACGAUUCUUUCUUAUUCCGAACUGGAGGAGUAUCUGGAACAUCCUGACACAGGAGAACCUACCAAGUGGUUUGUUUUCUUAAUAUCCUACUGGGGUGAACAGAUAGGCCAGAAAGUUAAGAAGAUAUGUGACUGCUAUCACUGUCAUAUCUACCCCUAUCCGAGCACUCCUGAGGAACGCCGAACAGUUAUUGAAGGACUCCAAGUUCGCAUUCAGGAUCUUAAUAUUGUGCUGCGUAAAACAGAAGAUUAUUUACGGCAAGUGCUCUGUAAAGCGUCUGAAUCCAUCUACACCUGGGAUGUCCAAGUGAAGAAGAUGAAGGCCAUUUAUCAUGUGCUCAACCUCUGCAGCUUUGAUGUCACUAACAAAUGCCUGAUUGCGGAGGUCUGGUGCCCAAUGGCUGACCUGCCAAAGUUGCGCCGAGCCCUCGAGGAAGGAUCUAGAGAAUGUGGUGCUUCAGUGCCUUCUUUCAUGAACAUGAUACCAACCAAGGAAACUCCCCCAACUUUGAUACGCACCAAUAAAUUCACCUCUGGAUUCCAAAACAUUGUCGACGCAUAUGGAGUUGGGAGCUAUAGGGAAGUUAAUCCAGCCCUCUUCACCAUCAUCACCUUCCCUUUCUUAUUUGCCGUCAUGUUUGGAGACUGUGGGCAUGGCUUCAUCAUGUUCAUGUUUGCUCUGUUCAUGGUAUUGUAUGAAAAACACCCCAGACUGCAGCGAUCGCAAGACGAGAUCAUGAAGAUGUUUUUUGAAGGGCGAUACAUUAUCUUGUUGAUGGGUCUGUUUUCUGUGUACACGGGCCUGAUCUACAAUGACUGCUUUUCAAAGUCCUUGAAUAUAUUUGGUUCCAGUUGGAAUAUUUCAGGAAUGCGCAAAGAGUGGCGUUUUCCAGAGGAUUUGAAUAAUCGUUAUCUGACUGUCAAUCCAAACGUGACUGGAGUGUUCCAGGGGCCUUAUCCUUUUGGCAUAGAUCCGAUCUGGAACCUGGCAAACAAUCGUCUUAGUUUUUUAAAUUCCUUCAAAAUGAAAAUGUCUAUAAUUAUUGGAGUGAUCCAUAUGACUUUUGGAGUUCUCAUGGGGGGAGUUAAUCACUUGCAUUUCAGGAAGAAGUACAAUAUUUAUUUGGUGUUUAUUCCUCAACUUCUGUUCAUGCUGUCCAUCUUCGGAUACCUUGUGUUUAUGAUCAUCUAUAAGUGGCUCGCUUAUUCUGCUGAAAACUCCAGAGACGCUCCCAGCAUUCUGAUUGAGUUCAUUAACAUGUUCCUGUCUCCUGCCAGCGGAGAAUUCAAAUUUUAUACAGGACAGAGGAUUGUGCAGAGGCUUUUAUUUGCUGUUGCAAUACUCUCCGUUCCUGUGCUGCUUUUUGGGAAACCACUCUAUUUAUACUGGCUGAACAACGGAGGCCAAAGCAUUGGGUCAUACAGAAAGGGCUACCGGUUAGUCCGCAAAGAAAGCGAAGAAGACAUGGUCCUCUUGACUCGUUCUCUGGAAGAGGGAAGCAGCUCAUUGGACAGCAGGCACAAAGAGGACAAGAAAGAAGAGUUUAAUGUUGUAGAUGUUUUCAUGGAUCAAGUUAUCCAUACUAUUGAAUACUGUCUUGGAUGCAUCUCCAACACAGCUUCGUACCUGAGGCUUUGGGCUCUGAGUCUUGCCCAUGCACAAUUAUCAGAAGUGCUCUGGGAAAUGAUCAUGAGAGUGGGCCUUCGUGUGGACGCAACCUAUGGGAUCAUGUUGCUGGUUCCGGUUUCAGCCUUUUUUAUGGUUUUAACAAUAUUCAUUCUCUUAGUCAUGGAAGGCCUUUCAGCUUUUCUACAUGCUGUACGACUUCAUUGGGUAGAAUUUCAGAACAAGUUCUAUGCAGGUGAAGGAUACAAGUUCACGCCUUUCUCCUUUCAAGAGAUUUCUUUACAUUUUAAUAGAUAUGUUGCAUAGCUUGACUGCUGUGGCCAGCCUGUUUCUUAAGUCAUUUUCUGAAAAUCAUGUACUUAGAGAUGUCAUUCCUGUACAGCUCAUUGGUGGAGAGUAAAUGGGCAUUUCCCCCAUUGAUUGCCUUAUAAUGCAACCAAAUAAUAUUGUAAUAUAUUAAAAUAUAUACCUCUCAGUUGGAUGCUGCAAAUAUGGGGCCUGUUAUAGAACAGGCAUAAAAUAUACAUCGUGUUUCCCCCACCGUGAAUGCACAUAGAUUCAAUUCUUAAGACUGAAACUGAACAUCUGAUUCCUGCUUAUAAACAAUGCUCUAUUUUUAAAGUAGUUUUAUUUUCUUUAACAAACAGUUAUUUUCCUUUGUCAUUACCACUAUUACCAAACCCUCUUCAUGAAAGUUCAUAGCUGUGGAUAUCGGGCAACAGUUGGGAACAAAGAGUGAGUGUGUGUAUGUGUGUGUGUAUGUGUUCAGUAUUUCUAAGGAACUGUGAAAGCUUUCUGUUAGGUGUCUCAGAUUUUAUUUUUAAACUUCUUCGCUCCAGCCAGAACAAAAGUUAGUUUAAUUUUUGCCAUUCCACAUCCCAGAUCUUGAACUGAAUGGGACAGAAGAGGGCCCUGGCUUUCUGUUUGCCAGCAUGGUGUAACACACACAGGCCUACCUACACAAUCUUGCUUCCAGGAUCAUUGCUUGAAUUAAUUUUGCAAGGUGUUGAGUAUUCUAGCUGAGUUUCAGAUAGUACUUUAAGUGCGUGCUUAAUUGAAAACUUGUUUCCCUGAAAUUAAGCAUGUACUUAAGUGUGUAUGUGUAUGUGUGUGUAUGUAUGUAUAUGCACACAAACACACACACAUAUAUACAGUAUUGUAGUUUGGAUAUCCAUUGCCUUGUUGGACAACAAACCACUUGAGUUAGGACAGAUUCUCCUGAAUUCCAGCUGUACACUCCUUGUAUCCAUUUUGUAUCCACUAGUGGAAGUUAAUACUUGCAAAAUCAGGUUCUGUUUUGCUUUUGGCAUGGUGACUAAUUUGGUAUUGAAUGCAACUGCUCAGUGAAGAUAACUGUCUCAAGACUUUUUUUUAAAUCUCAAAAAUCAAAAUGGAGGUAUCUUACCACAAAUAAUUUUAUAUAAGUGCCAAUGGAAUAACUCUAACCUUCAUUCUUUCAUACAGUACUCAUCUUAAAUAAAGGCUAACUGCUUGUUUUUGAGAACAGA
Messenger RNA from Hemicordylus capensis (graceful crag lizard), 4015 nucleotides. It is a transcript of the gene ATP6V0A2, whose product is annotated as ATPase H+ transporting V0 subunit a2. The transcript has 20 exons. The record is from RefSeq and is a predicted model, not a curated record. Gene Ontology annotation, cellular component: plasma membrane; vacuolar proton-transporting V-type ATPase, V0 domain; vacuolar proton-transporting V-type ATPase complex. Gene Ontology annotation, biological process: proton transmembrane transport; vacuolar acidification. Lineage: Eukaryota; Metazoa; Chordata; Lepidosauria; Squamata; Cordylidae. Bases 273 to 2813 code for a protein of 846 amino acids. Gene Ontology annotation, molecular function: ATPase binding; proton-transporting ATPase activity, rotational mechanism.